GUGACGGCUCAUUCUCACUCCUCUCGGUUCCUUCUCUCUUCUUCUUCUUUGCACUGCUUUUCUUCCCUUUCACUUGAUCCUCUCUCUCUCUCCCCCAACAAUUCCACCGUUUCAAACUCUAAGCCGUCUAUCUCUUGAUUUUUCCCACUUGAUUAGAGAGUUCCGUUUUCAGACGGGUAAUUUUCAAGCACAUCGUUCAAUGGGUGGAGUUUGUUCAAGGAAGAGAGACCAACAGGUUGAUGAAGAUGGUGUGCAGAUACAGGUCUCUGGGAGGUAUGGCAAAAGUGGCAGUUCAAAAUGGUUGAGAACCUCCUUUUCUCGGCCUGUUAUAGAUUGCCAGUUAGGAAGAGAAAGUUGCCCGUCUCUGAUGGAAUUAUGCAUUCAUAAAAUAUGCGAGGACAUUGAUAGAUAUACCAAAUUUUCCAUGCUGCCAAGGGAUAUAUCUCAACAAAUCUUCGACAAUUUUGUGGAUUCCCAUUGUCUUACUUCUGCUUCUCUUGAAGCUUUUCGAGAUUGUGCUAUACAGGAUGUUAAUUUGGGAGAAUAUCCUGAAGUGAAUGACAGCUGGAUGGAUAUUAUUUCUUCACAAGGCUUGUCUUUACUCUCUGUUGAUCUUUCUGGAUCCAGUGUUACAGACGAUGGGCUGAGUCUCCUGAAAGAUUGUUCAAACAUCCAAGUGCUUAGUUUCAAUUACUGUGAUCAAAUUUCAGAGCCUGGACUAAAAAAUAUUAGUGGUCUUUCAAACUUGACAUCUUUGAGUUUUAAAAAGAGCAACACUGUUACUGCCGAAGGAAUGCGUGCCUUUUCCAGCUUAGUUAACCUAGCAAAGUUGGACCUGGAAAGGUGUUCUCGGAUUCAUGGUGGACUUAUUCAUCUUAAAGGUUUAACAAAGCUGGAGUCACUUAACAUCAGAUAUUGUAAAUGCAUUACAGAUUCAGACUUGAAGGCUCUUUCAGGACUUACUAGCUUGAAGGAGUUACAGAUGUCCUGCAGUAACAUUACAGAUAUUGGAAUUUCUUACUUGAAAGGUUUAUGCAAGCUUAUGUUGUUGGAUGUGGAAGGAUGCCAUGUUACCACCUCAUGUUUGGAUUCUCUAUCAGCUCUUGUUGCCCUGUCAUACUUAAAUCUUAAUAGAUGCGGUUUAUCUGAUGUUGGAUGUGAGAAAUUUUCUGGAUUAAAAAAUUUGAAGGUGUUAAACAUGGGAUUCAACAAUAUAACUGAUGCAUGUUUGGUGCAUCUGAAAGGUUUAACAAAUUUGGAGAGCUUGAACCUGGAUUCGUGUAGUAUUGAGGAUGAAGGGCUGGCUAAUUUGACAGGCCUCUCACUCUUGAAAUGUUUGGAAUUGUCUGAUACUAAAGUGGGAAGCAAUGGACUCUGUCAUCUCUCAGGUUUGACUAAACUUGAGAGCUUAAAUUUGUCCUUCACAUUAGUAACUGAUAGUGGUUUAAAAAAAUUGUGUGGAUUGACAUCCCUUAAAUCGCUAAAUCUGGAUGCUCGCCAAAUCACGGAUGCUGGGCUUGCAGCUAUCACCAGUUUGACUGGGUUGACUCAUCUGGAUCUGUUUGGGGCUCGUAUUUCGGAUGCUGGAACAAACUGUUUGAGACACUUCAAGAACCUCCAGACACUAGAAAUAUGCGGUGGAGGAUUAACCGACGCUGGAGUAAAGAAUAUCAAAGGCCUUGCUUCCUUGACACUGUUGAACCUGUCACAGAACUGCAACCUGACUGAUAAAACCUUGGAAAUGAUUUCUGGAUUGACUGCAUUAGUGUCUCUAAAUGUGUCAAAUUCUCGCAUAACAAACAACGGGUUACAGCAUUUGAAGCCUUUGAAGAAUUUACUUUCACUAUCCUUGGAGUCCUGCAAGGUGACUGCAUCUGAAAUCAGGAAGCUUCAGUCAACUGCCCUUCCCAAUUUGGUAAGCUUUCGACCUGAAUAGUUUGGGAACUGCUGAAAAAUACUUUGUAAAUUUCUGCUUUAUACUUGAAUAAUUUCAAAACAGUCGAAAAAUACUUUGUAAAUUCUUGCUAUCAGCCCAGGAUAGCUUUGUUUAUCUAUUGUGUAUCUAUCUAUCUAAAACCCUCUUCAGUACUGUACAUACCGCAUAGCAGAAAUAAAAUAUGGAUGGAUGUAAAUAUAAAGCUUUGUUUAUCUAUUGUAAAUAGAUGCUUGUUUGGAUGUAAACUACUGCUAUGAAUUGUGGAAUAAAACAAUUUCAAGCCAUGCAGAAUGCUGGAUUCUGCUGUUGGAUUAUGAA
Molecule: messenger RNA, 2254 nt
Organism: Vitis vinifera (wine grape)
Lineage: Eukaryota; Viridiplantae; Streptophyta; Magnoliopsida; Vitales; Vitaceae
Exons: 16
Coding region: 200-1936 (578 amino acids)
Biological process (GO): SCF-dependent proteasomal ubiquitin-dependent protein catabolic process
Cellular component (GO): SCF ubiquitin ligase complex
Molecular function (GO): protein binding
Source: RefSeq, a predicted model, not a curated record